Molecule: messenger RNA, 2852 nt
Organism: Heteronotia binoei (common prickly gecko)
Lineage: Eukaryota; Metazoa; Chordata; Lepidosauria; Squamata; Gekkonidae
Exons: 21
Coding region: 43-2754 (903 amino acids)
Source: RefSeq, a predicted model, not a curated record
CUUUAAGAUCUUCCUCGGGUCUGUUGAUCUUCUAGUAAAAAAAUGGGGUGGCGUCUUGCAGUUAGAUUGUUCCUUGUCUGCCUUCUGGCCUCCGGAAGCUUCCCUCAGUUAGCUCCUACAACAGAUCAUGUUACUGUAGAGUGCUUGGGUAGCCUUGCCCGGCUCAAGCUGAACCCACACUAUUUCCAGAACAAAUACGUCAGCUUUGCUGCUAUUGACAAGUUUGGCAGGUCUUGGACCAUAAACCAGACCCUGGCCACACAAUGUGGAUACACCAUCCUCCAGGACGUCUGGGGAAACCUGGAGUUCCGCGCCUCUUUGAUCAGCUGCUACGCUCAGAUGGUGGGUGACGAGCAGUUCAGUCUGACGUUCCACAUCCUGGCAGCCACAAGCCCAGAGAUGCAUGACACGAUUGCGCUGGUGGUCCCUGUGAAGUGUUCCUACGCCCCAUGGCAGCCCCGGGAAAUCAUCUGUGAGGAAAACUACAUGGAAGUUUCUGUAAGGAAGGACGUACCACCAAUCCCUGAUGGCUUUCUUCAAGACCAGCCUGAAGACUGGGCGGCUGCUUUCCCAGAGGCCAAAGCCGGGCCACCAUCUAGCUGGCAAAUCGUCUUCCACAUGGACACCCAGAAGAAGGAGAUGCUGGUUGAGCAAGCUCACGCAGUUGGCUACGGAGUCAACACCACUGACUCAAGAAUUGUGUUGAGGGCUUCCUACAAUGCAACAGAAGCUCAGAAGAUGGAGGUCCGUGGUGUCCCCUUCUCUGCAGUGAGGUCCACCACUUACUACAAGCAGCCUCGGAUGCUUCUGAUGCUGGACACUGCUGUGGCCUGUCCCAUAGAUGGAGUGAUGUACACAAAGGAGACCAUCACCUGGACUAUCCCGAAAGGCAUGCCUCCUCUCAUGAUGGGAGUGAGUAAUGUCAAAGAACUGCAGGUGGAGAUGGGUAUCGACCUGUCCAAGCUGCCUUCUCAAGAGGUCGCCAGUCGAGGGUACUUGCUGGCCAGUGAUACAGAUGCUAUCACCGUGCAGAUACCCAUUGGUGCUCUGGGUGGUACUUAUAAGAGCUACGUAGUUGCUGGGCAACUGGUAACCUCCUACAAAAUCAACCCCUUUGUUGAGCAUCUGUGGGAAGAUGACCAGAGGGGCGUCACAAAGCAUACCAUCCUGAAAGAGAUCAGCACACCCCCACAGCCUGCACCACUCAUAAUUAAAGACAGCACCAACAUCCCUCUCCAGCUCUUCAAUGUCUCUGCUGGGCCCUUCCUGCCAGAUGUGGGGCUAGUCAGUGUGAAAGUGGACGGUUCGGGCCCCUGGUCUCUGCCAGAGGUUGAAAAGCAGGGCUGUAAGGUCAUCGGAUACAAGCACCCUAACAGCAGCAAUGACUUCAUCCUACAGAUCCCUUUUGACACACCUGGAGUCGAUAAAAAAUAUGUGUCAGGUCCUGUCAGGAAUUAUACCUUAAAUAUCACGUUUGGGUUCAUCGUGAGCCCCCACUUAGAGCCCUUUGACGUCCCGGUCACUCUCGUUGCCCUCGUCGCCGACGCAGUAUUACCUCAGGCUACCGGCUCCUGUGAUGAUGAAGCCCUCUACUUGGUGAUGAGACGUGGCAACGUGGACCAGGACUGGCUGCCCUUCGUGGAGGACACCCUCUUGACACAGGAGAUGGCCCACCAGCUUGGCUACACCUUCCAUGACAAUGGAACCCACCUUGCCCUAAGGGUGCCCCGGAAUGCUGCCCACGUGGUUUUUGAAGAAAUCCACUCUUCUGGGAUCAUGGUGACUUUCCAGUUGCUUCUUAAGGACCCUGUCACUCAAGCGGAAAUGAUGGACUUCUCAAUUUCCUGCAGCUUCUCUUCUAAAGAUCUCAUCGAUUGCUUCCCUAACGGCACAAUGAUGAUCUCUGUCUUGAGGCUGGUUGGCAUCCCGGGCUUGGUGCCCUCCGAUCUGGUGCUGAGAGACAGACGCUGCAAGCCGUCUUUGGUGACAGAGGAAGGAGCGACAUUCCUCUUCAGCGUGAGCACCUGUGGGACUACCCGCACGUUCAAGAGUGAUACCAUGACAUACGAAAAUGAAGUCCUGUAUGUACCCCCAGGCCAAGCAGCACCAGUUUAUCAGUUGAAAUGCGCUUGCCGGUACCUGGUCGGCGAUGCCCUGUUGCUUCAGUACAGCCCUGUUAAAGGCCCAUCCCCCAACAUCCUGCCAGGCGUUGGCCCACUGGCUCUUGCCCUGAAGCUCGCCAGAGACCAGUCCUACAGGGACUUCUACCAGGAGGCGGAGUACCCCGUGACUCGGUACCUGACGGAACCCCUCCACUUCCAGGCAGAGCUGCUGCGUAGCCAGGACCCUCAGCUCGAGCUGUUCCUAGAAGACUGCUGGGCCACAGCAUCAUCGGACGGGAACAGUUCUCCGCAGUGGAACAUUGUGACCGACAGUUGUGAGAAUACGGAGGAUUCCCAUCAGACCAUCUUCCACAGAGUACCCCCUGGCUCUGUCCCAUUCUCUACACACGUGAAGCGAUUUGAAGUGAGGAUGUUCACGUUCAUGGUGGAUGACCAAGCUCUACAAGGACAAGUCUAUUUCCACUGCAGUGCAAUAAUCUGCGAUUCCACCUGGCCAGCAUCGAAUGCCCUCUGUGAUAGGCGCUGCAUUCCCAGAAGGCAGAGAGUAGGCCGUAGCCUUGAUUCCCCCAGUGAUCUACACAGGUACAUCUCAUCUGGAGCAGUUGUUCUUGGAAGGAGAAGCCAUGCUUAAGUCUCUUGCGACAGAAGGAUUUGACUGAGAGUGGCACUUAGGCACUGACUGGAAAAUAUCUGUUGGCAUCUUGUGCAAUAAAACCUACCAACAACACA